AUGCACGACUCGCAGAAUGAUCCCCGGAGCAGAAAAAGCAGACACGAACUCACGCCUGCGAACCUGUCGUCUACGAUACAUUUCACAGAGAUCCCAUUGCACUGGAACAAGGCCACUUUCACGUCGGUGGUAACUGGAUCAGGGUUCAUAGUCAGCGUGAACCUCAAGUACUUCAAGAACGAGGAAGUUGACAGCGAGAAUGAGAACGGCAACGGGAACGAUAUCGACGCAAGCAAGAACGCAGAUGACGGCGAAGGUGAAGGCCAAGGCGAUAGAACCGGCAUUGAGUGGAUAGAUGUCGAUUACAGGAACGCAUCUACCGCAAAUAGGGCCUUGAACUCGCUCAAUAAGAUUAGAAACUUCCCAUGCAAGAUGUCCGUAAUAAUUCCUGAGAAAUGGGAAGCAAAGAUGGAGAGGGAAGCCGAGCUAAAGCCCAUGGAGUUCACGAGAGACAGCUUCCCAUGGAACGACAGACUUGAAUUACCAUUUGAGAUGGUCAGCGAAGUGCCGUUGCCCAGAAGACCGGCACCAGUGGUUCAAACAACAGCAUCAACCGGCGACUCUUCCUCCUCCUCCACUACCAGCACCACUACAUCCCAGAACAACACGGCAUCCACCAAUGCUGCGUCCGACAACCUCGCAUCCAAGGCCAACGAAACCCCGGCAAACCAAAUACAGUUCCCAGAUAUCUUGGCCAGAGCCUCGAAACACCUUCCGGCCUACCAGCCCGGCUCGAUGACCGCUCCAGACAUCGUAUCGCAAAACUUGUCCAAGAUACCUACGCUACAAAUGAUAGAAAUCCUCUCCAACUUGAAGAUCCUUGCCAACCAGCAGAACAAGAUGCCGCAGCUCGAACAGUUCCUAAAAACCAACAUAGACCUCACCGUCGCUGUCACACAGGCAAUGCUCGAGAUGGGGCUGAUAAAUUAUCACGUGACUACAAAUGUCCUCCAAAGCAUGUCGCAUGCACCGCUACAAUCACCACCACCACCACCACCAGUACCAGCACAACCACAACCACAACCACAACCACAGCAGAUGAUGAUGCAUCCCACAGACAGCAACUCAAACAACAACGCAAACCAAACCCCAAUCCUCGAGCAGGCCGUUCCGGUCCAGCCUGUGGCAUCGAUGCCAGCACCUGCACUAGCACCAGCACCAGCACCUGCACCCGCACCGGCCACCGGUCCCCGCUUCAACGAACAAAAGCUUGCGUUGCUGCCGCAAGACCAACAGAACAUGAUCCGGACCGCCCUACAAAUGUCCAUCAACAACAUAGCGGCCCUUCCUCCAGAUCAACAGAAGCUAAUACAGCAGCUCAGAAACGACUAUCUUUUGUAG
Molecule: messenger RNA, 1341 nt
Organism: Kluyveromyces marxianus DMKU3-1042
Lineage: Eukaryota; Fungi; Ascomycota; Saccharomycetes; Saccharomycetales; Saccharomycetaceae
Gene: PTI1
Product: cleavage polyadenylation factor subunit PTI1
Exons: 1
Coding region: 1-1341 (446 amino acids)
Cellular component (GO): mRNA cleavage and polyadenylation specificity factor complex
Molecular function (GO): mRNA binding
Source: RefSeq, a predicted model, not a curated record